This is a messenger RNA of Elaeis guineensis (African oil palm), 920 nucleotides long. RefSeq lists its product as uncharacterized. NCBI's taxonomy places the organism in Eukaryota, Viridiplantae, Streptophyta, Magnoliopsida, Arecales, Arecaceae. The record is from RefSeq and is a predicted model, not a curated record.
UUAUAAACGUCAUCAAAGGUCAGUAUUUCAAAUUGGACGAUGGUGAUGAACGUCAUCGGACUCCAAUCCUCCGCGUCGCCGAACUCCAAGCCCCGUCUGGACUACCCCUGGCUUCCCCUAACCCUGCUCGGUUUCCCAAACCAUCGACAUAGAAGAGCAUGGGAGGGGCCCCGGUAAGGUUGAGUUCUAUAGAAUGACUCAUAUGCAUCGAGGUGGUAGCUUUGUACAAGAGGAGUCCAGAGAACUAAUCGAUAGGGCAAUCACACUUAUUGCAGAGCGUAUCAGCGAGUCAUCAUCAUCUGCGGAGUGCAGUAGCGUCGAGGACCAGGUGUUUACUAAGCUUAUGGGACCAGAGCAUUAUGGCAGAAUAAGAGAUUAUGGAGUUGGAGUUAUCCCCACUCAGUUAUCUGCAGUGAGCAGAUAUACUCAAGAGUGUAGACAGAACAACAGCACUGCAGAGGUCCAUAGGCUAGAGACACAGAUACAGGAGAUGAGUCAGAGACAUUACUUACAGAUAGAGGAGCUAAGACGGAGCUAUCAGACAGAGAUCGUGUCAUUGAGGACUCAGAUGGAUCAGAUUACAUCUUUUUUAUGUGGUUUUGCCUCGCAUCAGGGUCCCAAUACUUUCAGUAGUCGCUGAGAUGAUGAUACCAUGCACAAGUGAUAGAUCUCCCCCUUUUUUUUUAGAAUGGGUUCUACUUGAAUUCCCUCUUGUUCAGUUUGAGCUUUUAGUUUAGGGCUUAUAAUUUUGGUUUCAUUUAUUAUGGGUUCUUUUGGGUGUAGCUUCGAGGUAAUCCGGGUCUAGGCAUGAUGGAUAUGGUGGUUUGUUAUGAUUGAUUAAUAGAUAUCCUUUUAAGAGCAUAUCUUUCUCUUUUGAACUUCGAACUGAAUGAAAUGGAUUUUAUUUUAUUUACUUCAAA